GCCCAUAUCAAGAGAGCUGCUGUUAGAGGAGAAAAGGCUGAUAGGGUAACAUUCAAAAUGAUUUGAAGUCUACCUCGCAUUUGGAACUCACCAGACUUCAGAUUUUAACUCUUCUCCAGAUUAUCCCUUGGCCAACUUUUGGGUUCCAUGGAUUUUGUCUAGAUAGAGAGGCAAACAAGAAAGGAGCUCAGCUCCAUCUAAACAUAGGGGCCUGAAAUAUUUAGAGCCUGACACCUUCUCAUGAAACCAGUGACUAAGGGGAAGAGUGCGAUGUCCAGAGGAGAAACCUCUUCCUCUUCAUGUGAGGAACCUCAGCUAGAAACCCGGUGAUGAGUUCCAGUGCACACAUCCUGCCUCUUGUGCCUGCUGCAGAGUGUCUGCGCCAAGCAGACCUGGUAAGGUUGCUGGAGCCUGAGUCAUGUCACUUCAUCCUGUCAUCCUGCUGGUGCUUGUGCUGUGCCUGGGAUGGAAAAUUAACACACAGGAGGGUUCUCUGCCUGAUAUCACCAUCUUCCCUGAGUCAAGUCUUAUGAUCUCCCAAGGGAGUUCUGUAACUGUUGUGUGCUCACACUCUAGUGAACGCCACUUAUAUAACAUAGUCCGCUUGGAGAAGGACGGCAACACCUUUAUGGAAAAGAGCACUGGGCCUUCUACAAUAGAGGAUAAAUUUGAGAUCGGGCCAGUGAAUGAAACCACUACUGGAGAUUAUUGCUGUAUCUAUUCAAACAGGACCAUCUGGUCCAAACGUAGUAAGAAUCUGGAGCUAAAGGUGAUCAAAGAAAAUGUCAUCCAGGUUCCUGCCCCAGGUCCAACAGUGACCUCAGGUACAUCUUGGCUGAAGACGUACAGCAUUUAUAUUUUUACUGUGGUCUCAGUGAUUUUCCUCCUUUGUCUUUCCGUCCCUCUGUUCUGCUUCCUUAGGCACCGUCAGAAAAAUCAGGGACUUCCAAACAACAAAAGACACUUGCAGAGGCCAGAAGAGAGGCUAAACCUCGCUACUAAUGGCCUGGAGAUGACUCCAGACAUAGUUGCAGAUGACAGGCUUCCUGAGGACAGAUGGACAGAAACCUGGACCCCAGUUGCAGGAGACCUUCAAGAGGUGACAUAUGCCCAGCUGAACCAUCACUCCCUCACACAGAGGGCAGUUGGAGCUGUGACCUCACAGAGCACAGAUAUCAUGGCUGAGUGCAGCACAUAUGCAGCCAUCAUCAGACACUGAGCCUGGGCACACCUGGAGACACACAUGGUCACUAUUGGAAAAGCCUGAAGAAGCCACUAAGGCCUUCUCUUGGGAUCAGCCUGGUGUGGAAAGCUAGGUCCUUGUUCCCUAUUCAGAUGAUGAAUUGUAUAUGUGUUAGUAUCAUCACUUGGGGAGACUAUAUUGCAAUAACUUUCAGAGCCCUAGUUACACUUACCUUGCUGUUUCCAGAGACACAGUUAUAGCUCUUUUUAGCCGUUUCUUCAGACCCAUCUACACCCCAUAUUAUUUAAUGAACAGCACUGUAAUUGUCCAGUUGCUUUUACAUCACCAGUUGUGUAAUGAGCCAGUGAACCCUAAAAGCUUCCUGGAUCUCCCUGCUGACUCUGACUGGGAUGUACUCAUGCAGCUGAGGGCUGAGUCCCUUCUCUGUGCCAGACCUUAUGGAGUGCAUCAUGGGUAUUUGAAGAUGGAGCAUCUACAGUCCAUGUGGGUCUUGGACAUACAGACUGUAAGGACUCAAACUCUGUUUUCAUUGUUGUCCAAAUAUGACUGGAGAAAUGAGGGCUACAAAAGGGUGCAUAUGAUUUCCUUUUCUUUAAAAUAUAUGUUUAAUUGACCAA
Mus pahari (shrew mouse) is the source of this 1821-nucleotide messenger RNA. It is a transcript of the gene Lair1, whose product is annotated as leukocyte associated immunoglobulin like receptor 1. Bases 419 to 1219 code for a protein of 266 amino acids. The record is from RefSeq and is a predicted model, not a curated record. Lineage: Eukaryota; Metazoa; Chordata; Mammalia; Rodentia; Muridae. The transcript is spliced from 9 exons.